Symbiodinium natans is the source of this 3789-nucleotide messenger RNA. The record is from the annotation of a GenBank genome assembly. Lineage: Eukaryota; Dinophyceae; Suessiales; Symbiodiniaceae.
AUGGCACAUGCUGCCUUGGUUUGUGCGGGCGCCUCCCCGACGUACUACCCCCCAGGUUGGGGCCCCUGGUGCUUGUCCUGGGGGUGGUUUUGCUUGGGGGCGCUGGCGGGGGGGCUGGUGGGGGGGCUGGUGGUUGCCGUCGGCCUUUGCUUGCAGUCCACCCGGUUGUGGCCGCCCCGCGUGCAGACCUCUGCGCAGCAACUGUGGCACACAGCGGCGAAGCACGUCCUGGCUUGCGCCGCUGGGGAGCCUGGCGAAUUACUGGACCUGGCGACGCAAGCGGGCACUUCCCCGGAAGAUCUGUUGCGCCGGCUACUCCGCGAGGCGACCGCAGUACUGGACGGCGCACCAGGCAACUCCCUCUCACAGGCGCGGGGCAGGGCGGCGCGUAAUUACCGCCACUUGCUCGCAGGCAGUGCCGCCGAUGGCCCUGCUCGCUACAGGGGGCUCUUCCUGUUGCGGGGGCUGCGGGCACCUCGCGCAUCGGACACACGGCGGAAGGCGCGCGUGGCCCCGACGUUGCCGGGGGAGGCGACGCCGGGCUUCACGCCGACUGAAGUGCCAGCGCCGCCAGAGCAGAUGGCGGGCCUUGUGCUCGGCGAGUGGAGCGGCUGCGGCCCGCCCUGCACAAGGGAUCUCCCUGCCCGCAACUCGUGGCUCUACGUGCCAUUGCUCCACGCGGCCUCGGCCACACUCGCCCCUGCGGCCUCCGGCCAGUGGGUGGCCCAUCCCGUGUGCGGCGUGCGGUGGCAAGCACUGGUGCAUACACUCGCCCGAGCUGAGCCUGUGCUUGCGGCCCAGCUAGUCGCGCUGUGCAGAGCGGUGGCAGUGCUGGAGGACGACGCCGAGGCGGCAGUGGUCGAAGCUGAGGCUCUGUGUCGCCACCUCGACGCGCAUGCUGACCGGCUCGUGUCUCUCCCGACGGCUUUCGCUUGCGCUUGCGACGCCCACGGCUAUGUGCCCGCCGUGGCGCAGGCGGCCUUGCUCGAAGCAUACGGGGGGCCUGCGGUGGCUGCGGAGGCGGCAAUGCUUGCCGAUGCCUUGCGUGCUUGCGAGCCACCUCCCGCACACGCAGCAGCAUCUCCCACACGCACCGGGCGACCGCGCCGACGUAAUCGGACCCCGGUGGAGUCGUCUGCGAGGCGGGGGGAUGGCGACUCGAGCGACGCUGCUUCCGCUGCUCCAACCGCUGCCUGCCUCGCCCAGCCUGCGCGCAGGCCCGCCUCGCCUCCAACCCUUGAAGCGCUUGAUGCCGUGGAUCUUCUCGCAAAACUUCGUGGCCCCGUGCCGACCCUACAAGACGUCCCGGUCUUCUUGCGCGGCGGGUUGCGUCGCGCCUUGGAGUUCGCCCUGACAGCGCUGCAGGAGGCUUAUGCGGGGCCGGCAGAGGAGGCUGUACGCGCGCGAGCCUGGAAACUUUUCCUCCUUACGCCUCGCAUGCUCCUCGCGCGGACGGCAGAGACCGGUGCUGCAGGCAGGCGCGAGCUAUUGGCCCGCGUUGGUGCGUACGAGCGUGCCGAAUGGCCCGCCCUGUUGGAACGUGCGCGCGCUCAGCAUCGGCCCGCCUGCGGAGCGAGCAACAUUGCCGAUGCAGAGGCUGCUGCGGCCCACCGACGCGAGGCUGCGUCAGUGGUGCGACGCCUGGUCCGCUUGCGGGCCUGCCGCGCCCCGGCACCUCUGCGCGCGGUUGCCGGCGUCGCCUGGGCACGCAGGUGGUGGAGCGCCCUGUCCGUCGCAUGCCAGCAGGCGGUCGGCUCAACGGCGCUGGGGAGGGCAAGGGCGGUAGUGGGGCCGGCGCAAGACAGCCUGCCGACCCUGGCUGCCGUCCUGGCUCUUGGCGACCCGGACGGACCGAGCGACUGUCAGCUUCAAUUCGCAACAAAUUUCAAAAAGCACGCAAACGUAACGAACAAGGAGGUUUCGAUACCGACAUCCGACCAGGAACGCCUACAGCGCAUCGGAAACGUGGAGCUGGCCGCUUGCUUGCUGCAGCGCCUUGUGUUGCCCCAGGGCGAACAAGCGGGCAAAAUAUUCCCAGAGCUCCAGAGUGCGAGACACUGCAAGCUCGUCGUGUUCGGUUUGGAACUGGUGUUGAAGGCUCAAGACGCGCGUGCAGCUCCGGUUCUUAUCCUGCAGCUUGAUGUGGAUGUGGACAUGACGUGGAAGUCACCAGUAAACAACACCUUCUUGUGCUUUGUUGAGUGCCGCACGCUCAGGCCCCACAUGGCGCCUACAAUUGAAGAGGCAGUCAUUCUGAUAUCUUCGCGAGGUGAGCAUGUGGCGUUUCAUGUGACAGGCAGCAUCACCUUUGGUGUUGCCAACGCGGCCCUUCCAACCGGCAUGGUUGGUCCCAAGCUUGAUUGGUCAGUGCCGAUGCCAAACCUGAUCACGCGACCUUUCGUCCCGCAGAGGCUGGCAGCAAAAAUCAGUGAUCUCAUGGACCAGGUGGAAGCCCAGAAGGCUGCCAUGGCAUACAAGCACCACCAAGAUGCCAAGUCGAAAGCGGGAGAGAUCAAUGCGGACACAAUCAACAAGGUUGGAGACUUGUCUCGGCUUCUCGCCUUCCAGCCACAGUACAAGGCACAGCUCAGAGCACGGCCAGAUGUUUCUCAGGGUGAGUUGGUGCGGGUGACGGACUGGAAAUUGUUGACCCCUGAGAACUAUGACCGCACGUGCUUUCACAUCGAGGUGGACGUCAAAGGAACCGGCUUGGAACACUUGGUGAACGGCAGCAUGGGAAAGGCUUUGUCUGUCUAUGCGUUGAACCCAGCCGACCAGGUGAACGAGUUCCUGACGAAAAUGAAGCUCGAUCCUGAUGAGCUGGUGUCCGUGGAAGACUUUGCGCCCCAAUCCGAAGACGGGACUGUGGUCGUCACGACUGUGUACAAACUCUUCACCCAGUACCUGGAUUUGUUUGGCAAGCCCAGCCGGGAGUUCCUGAAAAAGUUGUUCCCCUUUGCCCAGGACAUCAUGGAGAAGGUGGCAAUUGCAGAGUUGACGCUGGAUAGAAAGACCGAAGACUUUUUGGAUCGGCAAGCGCGCGCCUACACUUACGCAGACUACAUCCUCGAGUAUCCCUCGCUCAAGAUUCCGGUGGCAAAGUAUGUUGAGCUACUUCCAACCAUCAAGCAGCGCGUGUAUUCCAUUUGCUCCUCCAGCGCCUUCCGCCCUGGCAAGUGCCAGUUGCUGGUUGUGCGAGAGGACUGGCAAGCAAAAGGUGGGGAUACCAAGUACGGUUUGUGCUCCAGCUUCAUGACCUUUCUCAGGCCCGGUGCCAUCUGCAUUGCUCAUGCCACGCACUCUGUGAUGCAGAUCCCCGAGGACAAAUCUGCUCCGAUCUUCAUGGCCGGACUGGGUACAGGCCUUGCUCCUUUCCGAGCUUACAUCGAGCAGCGCAAGUACGAGAAGUCUUUGGGGCACCGAGUGGGACCAAUGACUUUGUUCUUCGGUGGUCGGCACAAGAAGGCCGAGUACUACUACCAGGAUGAGAUGGAGGCGUACGAGAAGGAGGGCCUGGUAAAGUGUUGCAACGCCUGGUCCCGUGACCAGAAGGAAAAGGUCUAUGUUCAGCACAAGAUCAUGGAGGAGGCUGCCAAUAUUUGGCAGCACCUGGGCAAGGAAGGGUCCAACGGCUUCUUCUUCCUUUGUGGCUCCAAGCAGCCUGAGAAGGAUGUUUUUGCGGCACUUGUGAAGAUCAUGGAGACCAAGGGAGGUCUCACAAACGAGCAGGCUCACAAGAAGAUGGAGAGUCUGCAGCUCGCUGGCCGAUAUGUCACGGAGGUCUACUAA